Daucus carota subsp. sativus is the source of this 3780-nucleotide messenger RNA. RefSeq names its product MMS19 nucleotide excision repair protein homolog. Bases 122 to 3508 code for a protein of 1128 amino acids. NCBI's taxonomy places the organism in Eukaryota, Viridiplantae, Streptophyta, Magnoliopsida, Apiales, Apiaceae. Gene Ontology annotation, biological process: iron-sulfur cluster assembly. Gene Ontology annotation, cellular component: cytosolic [4Fe-4S] assembly targeting complex. The transcript is spliced from 21 exons. The record is from RefSeq and is a predicted model, not a curated record.
GGCGUGCCGGGUUGGAGAACCCAUGAACCAAACGACACCCGUUAAAUAAAAACCUAGCGCGCACAGAAGACAAAACCCCCAUCGCUAAACCCUCACUCUCCCUCGGCUAACACUCCUAACCAUGGCGGAUUCGACUCACUGUGUUAAGCUCAUCGAAUCGUUCGUUGACUCUUCCAGCACUCCAGCUCAGCAGGCUGCAAGUAUAGAUGCAAUUGCAGCUCUAGUGAAGAAUGAUAUGUUAACAUUGGAAUCAUUGGUUAGAGAGAUGGCAAUGUAUUUGACAACCACAGACAGCUUUCUUCGUGCCAGAGGUACUCUCCUUCUUGGAGAAUUGCUAGCUUGUCUAGCAUCUAAGCCAUUGGAAAGUGAAACGGUGCUUAGUUUGAUAGGAUUCUUCACUGAAAGGCUGGCAGAUUGGAAAGCUUUGCACGGUGCCCUUAUUGGUUGCUUGGCCUUAUUGAGGAGGAAAGGAAAUGUUGGUGUAGUCAGCAGCAGUAAAGCACUAGCAGUUGCUCAGUCUUAUCUGCAAAAUGUACAAGUUCAGUCAUUAAGACAAUCAGACAGGAAGCUUUGUUUUGAACUUCUAGGAUGCCUUUUGGAGCGCUAUCCUGAUGAUAUAGUACAUCUGGAUGAUGUACUUAUACCUGGAAUUUGUGAAUCUAUUGAUGGAGAAAAGGAUCCUGAAUGUCUAAUGCUUGCAUUCCAUAUUGUGGAAGUUCUGGUGCAUUUAUAUCCAGAUCCAACUGGCCCACUUGCAAGUUUUGCCACAGACCUUUUUGAGAAUUUGAGCUGUUACUUUCCCAUUCAUUUUACACAUCCAAAGGGGGAAGAUAUUGAUGUGAAGAAAGAAGAGCUUUCAAGGACAUUGAUGGUGGCAUUUGCUUCCACUCCUCUGUUUGAGCCAUUUGCCAUUCCGCUGCUUCUUGAAAAGCUUUCUUCUUCUUUGCCACUAGCAAAGGUAGAAUCCUUGAAGUAUCUUAGUUAUUGUAGUGAUAAGUACGGGGCAGCUAGAAUGGCAAAACAUGUUAAAGUUAUUUGGUCUGCAUUGAAAGAUAUUAUCUAUACCUCACCAGAAUCCGUCUUACUCUUGGAAUCAGAAAUAGUCGAUGGCAUGAGCUUUCAAGAAAGUCAUACGGUGACGGAAGCCCUUAUACUUCUACAAAAGGUUUUUUGCCAAAACAGCGAUCUUCUCAUAGAUUUAAUUGUUAUUGAUGAAGAUAUAAAAAAAACUGUAGACAGCAUUUAUCAGUUCAAGGAAUAUACUGGUAUUCCUUUGGCAGACAAGCAAAGAUUACAUGCAGUUGGUUCUAUAUUGUAUUUCUCUGCCAAAUCUUCCAUUGGUUCCUGCAACAGAGUUUUUGAAGCUUUCUUUCCAUGCUUAAUCAAUGCCCUUGGGAUUUCAGCUGAAAACUCAGUCGCUCUCCUUUCUUCACCAUGCAAUUUUGGAGCAACUUAUCUCUGCGUUGAACUCCUUGCUGGCUGUCGAGCUUUGGUUGUUAGAACAAAAGGAAAUGCUACAAGUAAUGUCAUAGUACAGGAGGCAUGGUGCGAUAUAUUAUGUACUUACAGUACUUCAUUAACCAAACUAUUUAGCUUCACCCUCAUCACAGGGGUGGAUGGGAGUACUCAGAAUGCUUGUUUACACUCUGGAGUCAAAGGCCUCCAAAUAUUGGCUACAUUUCCUGGAGACUUCUCUCCGAUAUCUAAAUCAGUAUAUGAGAGUAUUUUGUUAAAGUUGAUAUCUGUAGUUACUGGGAAUUGUAAGGAUGCUUUCUUGUGGAAACUGGCAUUGAAGGCACUAGUGGAAGUUGGUUCCUUUGUUGAUAAAUCUGAAGACACUGAGAAGGCGCAAAGCUUUAAUGCCAUUGUUGUAGAUAAAAUUGCUUCAUUCAUGCUUUGUGAUGAUCUUUCUAUGCCUUUACCACUGAAGCUUGAAAUUAUUUCUAGCAUCGGCACAACUGGGCUGAGUUACAUGCAAAAGUUUCUUCAGGGCUUGGAGUGUUCUUUAUUGGCUAGUUUAUCCGGAGUUUAUGUUAGAGGUGAUCCGGAGAAUCUUGAAAUAGCAACAUCUCUUUUGGAAUGUUAUUCCUGCGAUGUGUUACCAUGGUUUGACAGUAUUGGAGGUCAAGAGGAAGUCCAGUUUCACUUCGCGCUUACUAUAUGGGGCCAAAUUGGAAAUAUUUUGUCUUUCUGCGCUAGUUCUCAGGAACAGAAGCUACUUUCUGCAGCAAUGACAGCCAUGCAGUACGCUGUUGGACGAUGUUUGGCGGAAAAUCAGACAGUAAUCAUCGAUAGAGCUUUUGGCAUACUUUUGUCUACUACCUCUUUACCUAUAAACGAUCUGAUGGAUGAAAUUACUUCGGUUAAAGUAGAAGGUUAUAAAUCCAAUGAUGACCUGGGCUGUAUGUCUUGUAGAGAGAAAUGGAUAAUUUCUCUAUUUGCUUCAGUAGUUGCAGCGCUUCGCCCUCAAGCACACAUUGCAAAUGUGAAAGUGAUAUUGCGGUUGUUCCUGACUACACAGCUAUCUGGUCAUGUACCCUCAGCUCAGGCAUUGGGCUCUAUAAUUAAUAAACUACCUGUAAAAGUUGAGAACAUGGAUGCUUCAAAUGUUUUUAGUCUUGAAGAUGCAAUUGAUUUGAUAUUUAGCAGUAGAGUAUGGAGUUUGUGUAAUGAAGGUCCAACUAAUUGCUCAGUGGCUAGAAAUAAUAAUGAGACAAGUAUUAGAAACAAUCUCUUGAUUCAAAGUCAUGCUAUUGAAGGAUUAGCCUGGAUAGGGAAAGGAUUGCUCAUGCGAGGUCAUGAAAAGGUGAAAGAUCUUAUAGUGACAUUGUUGAGUUGUUUACUAUCUAAUCACAGUGAGGGGAGCCUGCCAUGUACGGAACAGGAAUUUCUCUGUGUUAUGAGGUCUGCAGCAGAUGCAUUUCAUAUACUUGUUAGUGAUUCUGAAGCUUGUUUAAAUAAAAGGCUACAUGCAACGAUAAGGCCACUCUAUAAGCAACGUCUUUUCAGUAUUGUACUGCCCAUUAUACUAUCUUUAAUAUCAAAAGCUGAUUCAUCAAUCCAAAGAGCCAUGCUGUACCGAGCAUUUGCUAAUGUCGUAUCUGGUACUCCACUCAGUGCUGUUUUGAGUGAAGCAAAGAAGCUCAUCCCCAUUCUUGUCGACAGCUUGUUUGUGUUGAGUGAGGACAUUUUGAAUAAGGAUAUAGUUUACUGUAUCUUACUGGUCUUAUCUGGAAUCAUGACGGAUAAAAAACGAUCAGAAGUUGUAGAAGAGAAUGCACAUAUCAUUGUCAGACGCCUUAUUGCACUCAUGUCUUACCCCCAUAUGAUGGUGAUACGAGAGACAGCGAUUCAAUGUCUUACUGCCAUGUCUGAGUUGCCUCAUGCAAGAAUAUAUCCGAUGCGGACUCAGGUUCUGUUGUCUCUAUUAAAAACUCUUGAUGAUCCAAAGAGGGCUGUUCGUCUAGAAGCAGUGAAAUGUCGCCAGGCUUGGGCAUCUAUUGCUUGAAAAACUUUUCAAUUUUAAGAAGGAUCAGAUGGGUUUUUCCAAUAGUGUUAGCUACAUGGAAUUCAUUUAUCCACAGCUUCCGAGAGUUCAUAUUGCAAUUCAGUCUAGACAUAUCUAGAUCCCGAAGAUGUGGAUAAAACCCUGCUCCUGCUUGUUUGCUGAAUGUAGAAGAGUGAGAGUCCAAGUCUGUUCGUGGAAGAUGUUUACCUUGGUGGAAAGUACAACAGUUGUUUAUAGAAGAUGUUUCAUAUUUAAGAUGUGAUUUAAAUUCA